AUGGGAAGCAACGGCAUUCGGUUCUCGAUAACGGAUCUUUCGCCAGCUACUCAACGCAUCUUACCAACUGUGUACCUUGAUCGUGCAGCGAUCUCACUUUACGAUGCGCAGUACGAAGAUGGCAAGGCUGUACCUAUCCCUGAGCAUACGAUCAGACAAGUCGUGAAAUCACUCCUACGUUUCAAGUCAACAUGUCAAGACUUUAGCGUACCUGAUGAUCAAGUUCGCAUAGUUGCAACAGAGGCGACGCGUAAAGCAAUCAACUCUGAAGCAUACCGAGCUGCGAUCAAAGAAGCCACAGGAUGGACUGUAGAGCUCCUGCCUAAAGAGAUGGAAGGCAAGGUUGGAGCGCUGGGUGUGGCAAGCUCCUACGAGAAUGUGCGAGGCUUGAUGAUGGAUCUUGGAGGUGGGAGCACACAGCUUACUUGGAUCAUCACGGAGAAUGGCGACAUCAGGAUGAGCCCAGCAGGUAGUGUAAGCCUUCCGUAUGGUGCAGCGGCCCUCAUGCAGCGGCUUGAAGCUGCAGGAAAAAGAAAGAGCAAAGAGUAUCAGGCUUCCGCAAAGGAGGUGAUCAGUGAUCUGAAGGCUGCUGUGCAAGAUAUCGACAUUCCUCAGGAGCUUCUUCGGUCUCGUGAAGGCCUCCAUCUCUACCUUUCAGGAGGCGGUUUCCGUGGAUGGGGCUUUGUGUUGAUGUCAGAACAUGCCAUCAAGCCAUACCCUAUUCCCAUCAUCAACGGUUUCCGGACCUCUACAGACACGUUCCUAGAUACGAUGUCCGUAAAGGCUGCUGUGACGCAGGACGAUACACCAGAAAUAUUCCGGGUAUCAGCACGACGAGCAAGCCAAGUUCCCGCAGUCGCCUUCCUCGUUGAAUGUCUGGCUCAAGCUCUCCCUACUCUCACAAACGUCUACUUCUGCCAGGGUGGUGUUCGAGAGGGCAUGCACUUCGCAGAGAUGUCACCAAAAUACCGCGCCGAGAGCCCUCUCGUCACCGCAACCGGACCCUACGCACCGCCCUCAAUGCAACAGCUAGUCGACCUCCUCUUCUCUGCCAUCCCUGCCCCCUCACCAGGCUCUAAACCUCUCUUCAGCACACCACUCGUCACGGCUUUCGUCCAGGGGGUCUUCGCCCACAUGGCACAAGUGAAAGACCUCCGCGGCGGCUCAGCCCUCCGAAGCACAACAACAGGCAUCUUCUCCACCGCCCACGGCGCAAGCCACAAGGACCGCGCCCUCCUCGCUAUCCUGCUGUGCGAGCGCUACGGCGGCUACGGUUCCAUCAGCCCGACCGAACAGGACUUCUACAAGCGCAUGUUGCGCCUGCUUCCAGAGGGUAUGGAGUGGUGGUGCAUGUACCUCGGCCGCGUGGCUGCCGUCAUUGCUGCUGUGUAUCCCGCAGGCGCAAUUAGGGAGCCGCGUGUGGCCAUCAAAACGCAGUGGACGGUCACGAAGAAGGGGAACGAGAAGCUGUGUAUUGACUUCGAUUUUAGAAAAGAGAUUGAUGAGCUGGAUGAGGGCUUGAAUGCAGCGCUCAGGAAGGUUAGCAAGGCGGGCAAGAAGAAGAAUUGGGUCAGCGGAGAAGGAUACAAGGUCUUGCUGACUGUCAAUGGGAGCGAGUACGAUGGCGAUGAGAAUUAG
Molecule: messenger RNA, 1638 nt
Organism: Macroventuria anomochaeta
Lineage: Eukaryota; Fungi; Ascomycota; Dothideomycetes; Pleosporales; Didymellaceae
Product: Ppx-GppA-domain-containing protein
Exons: 1
Coding region: 1-1638 (545 amino acids)
Biological process (GO): regulation of transcription by RNA polymerase II
Source: RefSeq, a predicted model, not a curated record